AUGCCGGAAAGUCCCGCCACAUUUGUGGUAUUCGAUGGAGAAGAGGGUAGUCAAUGGGGAAAUCCACAGGUUGACACCCAGGUCCGAUGGGACCAGGAACCUGAGCCGAUUCCGUCGCAUGUGUCCCACAAACUGGACAAAUUUCCGUUUCUUGAAAUCCCGACAGACCCAGAACAACUCAAAGCGCUUCCGAAGGGCUUCCACCAAACAUCACCUCGGGAACAACAAGAUGAGCUGUGGGUGGUGCAGGCAGAGGAGCACCUUGGGACUGACUGGGACUUGGAGAACCCUGGGAAGCAUCGCCCCUACUCACAUCCUUAUCCACCCUACUCCCCGUCUAAGGUGUUGGGGAUGCUGCACCGAUGGCAACGCGUGCCAUGGACUCCACAGCAAUGGCGACUUGCUCGAGCCAUUGCCGGCAACCGGACCUCCCGACUCCCCGUGUUGACUGCCCAGGCCUUCCUCCGACGGCAGGUCCUCCUAGCUCGACGGUCUGGUGGCACAAUGAAGAUGGAACGGUACCUAGGCAGCACAGAGGAGUGGAAGGCCCGACUGGCUAAAAUUGAGGAGCAGACAGGGACUACCGAAGCCGACAUCAAGCAGUGGCUCUGGAUCCUCUCCGCCCCCGGAGGGGAUGAGAAAAUCCGUAGAUUUCUCAGCAGCGAAUGCCGCAAGCCCCUGUUCCUACUUCAAGUGCUGCUCGCCAAAGACAAGACCAUCCGCGAGCCAGAGAGUUUCCUAGGGUUGCUGCACUUUGCAAGGGAGAAUUACGUUUUGGCGAAGCGGCCGCAGGACGAGCUGCAGCACCAGACCUUCCGAGACGCGGGCCGCUCCAUGACGUGGUGGCAUUACGUGAUGUUCCUUUACCGAUUUGUUCGCCAGUUCCAGUCAAGUUGGCCGGUGGCGAUGCCUUUAUUAGCGCGUCUUACGGCCGAUUACAUUAAUACCAUACCACUUAGCAACACAAGCCGGGUGUUUACCGGCUUCCAGGCGCGGUCCUUCAUCUUGAACAGGGCGCUUGUGUACUUCUCCUGGCCAGUCCGCACUCGGCCCAUCGACCAGAUGGAGCACAAUUGGGCCGCACAACGGCAUUUAUUGCGCCUUGCAGCGACGACGGAACCGCCCCUCGUGAUCACCCGGGAAGGGUAUCGUGCCGUCAGGACGGUACUGGUGACUCUGAGAAAGACAAGGGUUGAAGCUAAGAAUGUAAGCCGAGCGGCCGAAACCUGGCCGCCGUACCGGCGACCCUUGGAUGGGUUAGAUGAACGACGUGACCCCGAGGACGAUCUCACGAGGAGCGCCAGGGCGGGCAUCCUUGCUCGCGCAUCCGGGUACGGCGACGACAUGGUCGACCGCGCCUUGAGCAUUUUGGGUGGCUCCACUCUCGGCCACGCGCCCACGAUCCCAACACGCGCGCUGCUUCACCCAGCCUGGUCCGGUCGCCUGGCUAGUCGAACCGUAUACUCGGAGUGGGCCGUGCAGGUGACGGCGACGAGGAAUGCGAGAGAGGCGUGGAUCGUCUUUGAAAAUCCUCCGGCGCCGGGGCUCCGGCCCACUGCCGAGAUUUAUGGUCAAAUGUUCGAGAAGCUGUACGCCCGCCCUGCGUCGGAGUUGGAUCGGCCGGGGGACGUCAAGGAGGCCUUUCCCGUGCGCAACGGUAAUCUCAGCGAAUUCGAGAUCGCCAGGUUGACGCCACCAACACCCGAAGAUUUGUAUGACCGCAUGCUCUCGCAGGACAAUAUCAAACCCACGGGGUACUGCCUUACCGUUCUCAUACGCCACGCCUCGUCAAAGGAGGCCGCGCUACGAUACUUGGAUGAUAGCCCCUAUCAGCACCUCAUCGGGUCCCUCAAAGCUCCGGUAUCAACAGCUGACCCGGCAGGCCUUAAGGCACUAUCUGAGCUCCCGCUUAACAUUUUCCAUGCGUGGAUUUCCCUCCUCUGUCGUAUCCAUGACGAAGUGCCGGGGAAAAGCAUGGCCAUUCACAGGUCUGCGGUGGAAUCGCCGAAUGCAAACGACAACACCAGCGCGGACGGGAAACGGCGGGAAGGUCCAGGAAUCGCAUCACCACUGGGCCUGUCCUUCCUGGGGCCGCAUUCGGGAGAUAUUGGCGAAGCCAUCAUGCUAGCGAGCAAGUUUCAACAUCACAACCGCAAGGCGGCCCACCAUGAUUCAGUACCGUGGCGCACCAUCAUGCGGGCUCUCUGCGGCCGCAAGCUCCUGUUUAGCCGCACAGGGCCCGACUUCAAAAUACUCGAGACACUGAUGACGUUUCUGAAGAUCUUCGAACUCACAACCGCGUCUAAGGGCGUCGACCCGGUGAAUUUUGAGUUGCUGUGCAUCAUGAUCCGUAAGGUCCUCAAGAUGACGACGUUUGACAAGACACAGGACGGCAGCAUAGCAUUACGCGCGACUAUGCCUGUGGGCGCCGAAUUGAUUGAGAAGAUGGUUCUGCGGGGGCACGCGCAUGCGACCAGGACAUUUCAAACUCUGACGGUGCCCGUUCCCGCCCAGCUCCGGGACCGACCGCUUGGAAGGGGGGAUUACAGUGACGGGGACGAGAAGGAAAAGCGCACGGCUCACGAAAAGAUUGCCGCCGACAGUGGAGUCACCUCUGGGAUGCCCCGGUACAACGUCGUCGGCCGAACCCUCCAUCUCUACAUGAUGACCCUCGCCUGCUGCGGCGACGCCGCCGAAAUGGUGCGCUUGAUGGAUUGGCUUCUGGAUGGAUGGGGCCAGGAGUCCAUCCACGAGGGCGCCAAGUCGCCGCAUGGCAUCGAGUACCGCUACACAAUUCGCACGAUCGCCUACUUUGCGCAAGCUGGCCGCGAGUUAGUUGACCCGGCCGAGAUGACGCGGCUGCGGUGGCGGCUUGAUGACAUGCGCGCGAGCCAAGGAUGUACGUGGUUUUGGGUACAGGAGGAGGAGCAGGAACAGGAGCAGGGACAAGAUCUUGUGGAGGAGGCACGACACAGGGAUUCCGAUGACAUGGCCUCUAGCCUCUCGGUCGAGUUUGCAGUCCGGCCGAGCCAGAAUGUGGUUGUCGAUAUCCCCAUGUUCGCCCUGGUGCAUCCCAAAUCACAAUACCUAGGGUACACGCCACCGUUGCAACGGACUAAGGAACGCCAUGCCGUUGCUUCCUUGCUCGACGCUAUGACCAUUGGGGCACGAGAACAGGAGUAUGCAGAGUUUGAGCUCGACGAGUUCAGUUUUUAUAUCAACUCGGCGAAUUACCCAUGGGAGAUGCGACCGCUGCAGCACCUCACUACAAGAGCCGGCCACGACAAGCUUUUCUUUGAUGGUGUGCUCCGCGCGGGUGAAGCCAAGCACUACGUGCAGCAUGUGGAGGUUACGGCGCUGCCGAUUGGAAAUUACGGUAAGUCCCACGCUUCGACACGGGACCAGAUCUGGGUACGGUCGCGGUACAACUCCGGCAAGGAGAUCUACUACAGACUCAACAAGCCAAGCCCAGAGUACGCCCGGUUCUACACCCCGUUCCUGUGGGUCGCAGACCUGGGGAAACACGUGGUCGACUUCACGACCGCCAUGACGGAACAGGGACGAGGCGUCGAGAUCAGUUCGUUCCGAGGGACCUUCGUUCAAUGGCUAGUACAAAUGCAUGGCGCCUCUCCCGAGUUCCAGUCUUGGCGGGCGCAGCACCCUAGCGACGACUACCGCACGUCGAGCGAAGCUUGCUUUCUUCCUCUCGCGACAAUCGACAGAAUUAAGGUGGGCGACACCAUCUCGACCCCGCGUGACGGAGAGACGACGGGGACCAAGUGGCGCAGCAUGGUUUCCAAAGGAGCGGCCGACCACGGUCUGUGGUUCGGGCUCGUCCAGCAAGUCCACGCGGACCCUCGUACUGGGUCGCGCAGCUUCAAUGUGAUCUGGUUAUACCGCCCAGCCGAGACGCCGUGCGGGAUGAUGCGGUACCUGUGGCCCAACGAGCUGUUUCUCUCGGAUCAUUGUAACUGUGAGGGCGGGCGGGUCGCGCGGGUUCAAGAGCACGAUAUUCUCGGGACACACGAAAUCGAUUGGCGCUCUGAGGCGGCCCAACACGCCGGGCCGGGGGGACGUGGCGGACAACGGCUGUUUGUCCGCCAGACCUACAUGACCGAAACGCGGCGGUGGGUAACGUUGCGGGAUUCGCACAUGACAUGUGCUCACACGCGACCAGCAAAGGAGAACCCUGGAUUCCGGGCCGGUGAUACCGUGUUGGCUACGCUGUCCGUUCCGUCGUCAUCGUCAUCAUCAUCAUCAUCGUCAUCAUCACCAUCAUUUUCUUCUGUCACUUCUUCAGCGUCGUUGUUUCAAGCCCACACGGAACCGUACGAGGUAGUUAAAAUCUUUAAGCAGGGUAAUAACAUGUUCGUGCGGCUGCGGAGGCUAUUACGGAGAGCGCAGGUGGAUAGCAGUCGAUCUGGGACGACACCGCCGAAUGAGUUGGUGUAUACCGAUCAGCUGGUUGUAGCCAAGGCGAACAAGGUGGUGGACAAGUGUGUGGUCCGGUUCUUCCGGGCGGGCGAAAUGAUCCCGACGCCGUAUGAUCGGGGGGGCACGGGCAACUUAUUCUACAUUACACACCGACUAGAGACUACGGUAACAACGACAACAGCGACGACAACUGGAACAAGCAGGUGCGUGCCGUUCGAGGGGGACUUUCCAUCUUCCCUACGCCAAGGGUUCGAUCCUCAAGCGCCCCCCACGUUUCGUAAGCUCCGGGGCAUGGAUCUAUUUUGCGGGAGCGGCAACUUUGGCCGCGGGCUCGAAGAAGGCGGGGCGAUUGAGAUGCACUGGGCCAACGACAUCUGGAACCGGGCGAUCCAUACAUACAUGGCGAAUAGCCCGGGGUCAUCUACCCAGCCGUUCCUGGGCUCGGCCGAUGACCUGCUGUGGCUCGCGCUCGAGGGCCAGUACGCCGGCAACGUGCCGCGGCCGGGCGAAGUCGACUUCAUCUCCGCGGGCAGCCCAUGCCCGGGGUUCUCACUUCUGACGCAGGACAAGACGACGCUGGCCCAGGUGAAGAAUCAGUCUCUUGUGGCAUCCUUCGCGUCCUUUGUCGACCUGUACCGACCGCUAUACGGCAUCCUGGAGAAUGUGGCGACCAUCGUGCAGACACGCGAGAACCGGGCCGAGGACGUGCUCUCGCAGCUGUUCUGCGCCAUCGUCGGCCUAGGCUACCAGGCCCAGCUCGUGUUGGGCGAUGCCUGGUCGCACGGCGCGCCGCAGAGCCGAACGCGCGUUUUCCUGUACUUUGCUGCGCCCGGCCUACGGCUGCCCGACGCGCCACCGCUGUCGCACAGCCACUACGCGGAUGUCAAGGGGCGUGGUUUAGGAGAGAUAUCCAAUGGCGAGCCGUUUGUGCGCCGCUCCUUCGCCCCGACACCGUUCUCCUAUGUCAGUGCGGCCACGGCGACGGCGGACCUCCCAGCUGUCGGUGACGGUAAGCCCGACUCUGUGCCAGCGUUUCCGGACCACCGCGUUGGUGCCGGCGUCACUAGCCGGUUGCGUUACCAGAUCGCGAGCAUCCCCACGCACCCGCACGGCAUGUCGUUUGCCAAGGCAUGGUACGGCCACAGCAGGAAUGGCAUAGGCACAGGCGCAGGCACAACGGCAGGCAAAGGCGUCAUGACCACGGCCGAACGCGCAAUGUUUCCCGACACCGGCCCCCGCGUCGCGCCCAUAUCCAAAGCCUGGCGCCAUGCGCGGCCGACGGACGUGUUCCAAACGAUAACCACGCGCAACCAGCCCACCGACGCCCGUGCGGGGUCUGCCCUGCAUUGGUCCGAUGACCGGCCGCUGACGGUGUUGGAGAGCCGCCGGGCACAGGGGUUCCCAGACGAGGAGGUGCUGCUAGGGUCGUUGGCGGACCAGUGGAAACUGGUGGGCAACAGCGUCGCGAGACAGAUGGCCUUAGCGCUGGGACUCAAGUUCCGCGAGGCAUGGGCU
Molecule: messenger RNA, 5949 nt
Organism: Dichotomopilus funicola
Lineage: Eukaryota; Fungi; Ascomycota; Sordariomycetes; Sordariales; Chaetomiaceae
Exons: 4
Biological process (GO): negative regulation of gene expression via chromosomal CpG island methylation
Cellular component (GO): nucleus
Molecular function (GO): chromatin binding; DNA (cytosine-5-)-methyltransferase activity; DNA binding
Source: RefSeq, a predicted model, not a curated record